UUUUUUGCAGUCUGUGAUUAAUACUCGUUUUACUACUUUUGAUAUAAAUAAUGGCGAUGGAAUGGAUCUAGGCGAUGUUAGUAAUAUUCAAAUCUUAAGUAAUUUUUAUGAAACUGGAGAUGAUGCUAUAGCAAUGGGUACUGGACAGGGAAAAAGAUCUAAUUCUCCGCCUGUAGAAUUUGUUGUUAUUAGGAAUAAUUAUUUCCGACACGCACAUGGAUGUUCCUUUGGUGGUAAUCUUGGAGAUUGGGUACAAGAUGUCCUUAUUGAGGUAAAAAAUUCUAGAGUUACAGAGUGA
Messenger RNA from Meloidogyne enterolobii, 298 nucleotides. Lineage: Eukaryota; Metazoa; Nematoda; Chromadorea; Rhabditida; Meloidogynidae. The record is from the annotation of a GenBank genome assembly.